GGGUCUUCAUGAUGGAGCCAACCGAUUUAUUUCUAACUGUCAGUUUAAGCAUGUAUAAUCUAAUGAUGAUGAUGUUUGACGUUUAGUGGCGCAAGGGCCAGGUAUGGCCAAAGAGCGCCAUGCUAGUGGUAAUGAAUAUGUCGUGGUCUGAUGGGCUCACAUGUAUAAUCUAGAGGUCCAAAUGAGACUCGAGCAAGGAACCGACUGUGUAAACUAAAUAAAGCUCUAAGCUGGUUGGCGAGUUUUAACUGCAAUGCAUAAUGCACGAAGCGGAACGAAUGAAGGGAACAAGCUGAAUAAUAGUUUUGCCUUUUUUUUUCCCCUCAACUUGCGCGUUUGAGCCAUUCGUACGAAAGAACUGGCGCCAGCCAUUCGUCGUAAGAAACAAAAUAAACGAAAAGCGAUGCCAGCCAUACAAAUAAAUCAUGGAAGCAAGAUUGGUGUUCCCUGGAAGGCGUCUGCGUGGUAAAUAGAUGCGAAAUAACAGGGGCCCUGGGCCAGUGUUGCAGGCGUUCUAUAUGUGAAAUUCGCAACCACUAUUUCUGUUCCUCAAUUAAGUUUACUCGUUGCUCCCUCGUUAAAACUUGAAUUCAACUUUUGCAGAAUGCAUAAGUACGUCACCAACUACUCAGUGGUGCUGCUGUCGCUCCUCUUCUCUUUUUUUUCCUUUUUUUUUCUGCGUUUGUAGGACGUCAUUUCAACUUCAGAUGAACAUUUGAGCUCGCUAUGCAACAAAACAAUGCCUUAACAAUCUAAGCAGAAUUCUCUAAAAAGUCCCAUCUUAUCGACUUUAGAAAUGUUCGUACAGAGGAAACGCUGAGAAGUGCGCGAGCUUUGCAUGUAAUGUUUAGGAGUCAUAUUCAAAAGGGGGGAAAACAAGGCGAACUGUUGAAAAAGCAUGCGUUGACAUCCUUGAGCGCUCUGCACUAUGACCCCGCACACACUCUCUUUAUCGAUAGAGUGAAUGUCACUCGACGCCCGCCGGGCUUUAUUAAACGCGACUCUUAUGCGGGUCCUUGCUGGCAUUGUCGAAGCCAAGCUUAGAGCGCAAGAGGCUGCGCAACUUACCGCGACGUGACAGGCGCCCCUCUUACACAUUUCAUCGUGCAAUAUGGGCGAUAAAUUGUCCGAUUUAAAAAAAGAACAUUAUUACAGCAUGCCACAUCACAACCAAGUCCCUACAAGCAGAAAUAAACGACGUUUCGACUUUAUAAUCAUGGCGCCGCUCAAUAACGACGACACCAGCGCCACAGUUCUGAAGGCCGCCACCACCAGCCCGUCGGUAGCGGAGAGAAAGGUAAGGAGAGGAGGGCAGGAAGAGUGGGGGGAGAAGAAGCGCGCCCGCAACGGCGGGCCCCUCAAGAGCACCAAUCGAACCGAGCAGCCCGUGUGGGGCUGUGAUGAGGCCCCCCCACCUUCAGCCCCCCGCCAAUCCAACGGCCGCCUGUGGCCGUUGUCUCGACGUCGCGUAGGUUCCACGAACGCACCAAACUCGAACUCAUUGAACCAGUCCAGUGACCGUCGGAAGCGCAGCGUCGGGGAUACGACGACGGUCACCGCGCAGCGCUCAGGAUUCCGGCCUUGAGCCCUGGGCCAUGGCCGGGACGUCCCGGGCGGCGCCGUGAUGUCGAGCUCGGCGAGCCUCGAGGCGUCCGCCACGCCGCCAACGCUCAAGAUGUCCAGCCGGCAGCUGCUCAACGUCAGCUCGCUCAGCAAGCACUCGGCGGCCGCGGGCGGCGGAGGUACGCCGCUGCUCGUGGCCGAUGCGCGCAGGCGCCUGCACCUGGCGUCCGCGUCCCGGCUCGCAGUCCACCAACUACUGGGCUCACUGGCGCUGCUCUGCCUCCUGUCGCUGCUCAUGGCGUUCCUCGCGCUCUUCUUCUUACAACGCGUGGCCAGCGCGGGCCCCCAGAACUCCGACAGCCCGGAGGAACACCUGGCCCUCUACCAGGUGGCCGUUGCCAUGAGCACGCUCACCAUAUCGCUCAACCUGUGCUGCCUGUUCGUCUGCUGCAUCCAGUUCCUGCUCGGCGUCAAGCUGCUCCGGACGCCGAAUGGACUCGACAGGACAAACAUGUUCAUCAAGAGGAGCUCACAUACCCGUGUGCUGGCUAUUGCCGGCUUUUUCUUGUCAAUACCAGUAUUUUUCACAGGAGUAAUCCUCUUCACAUUCAUCCACUUCCACGAGCUGCCAGCCAUCGUAACCAGUGUUGUGAUUGGACUGGGCAUUGUCUUCUGUGGUGUGGCCUCCGUCCACAACGUCUACCUCUGGCAGUGGGAGAAGACCUGUGCCACUCGUGAACUCGUUGAGAGCCGAGCACUUGGUGUGCAGCCGGACUUGACCCACACUCUUGAGCUCUCAACACUGGUGUGACUGUGUGUGUGAUGACACAAGCUACAAGGGACUGCCACACAAAGUGGAGGCCAUUCAGGAAUAGAGGACCAUAACAAGAUGCCCCUGGCUCACAAUGACGUGUGCAGUGUCAUAGGGCUUUGCUAGCACAUGGUAAGAGAAGCUAGUCAGCAUGGGGCCUCUCCUAUGUAUGGAAAGCUCAGUCUACACCUCGUACAACUGCUGAUCUGCUGGAUCCUGUCAUAACGUAAGACUGAAAGUUGCCUGCAAAAUUUUAGUCAAGUAUGAUUCGUAGCCUUUAACUAUAUACACUUGCACAGUGCAGCAUUGUUUCAAGGUUUUGAGUAUCUCUUAUCACCUUACACUGAGUCAAUGUUUUUCCUUUCUUAAUUCCAGUUGCUCUACUAUGCCUAAAGUACAUGGAGCAGUAGGGCAAUUGACCUAGCACUGUUUAAAGUGUACAUUACUGCCCCCAUAAGGCCCAUCAAUUCAUCCAAGCCCUACACUACAAUCAAAACUAUGGUGUAGUCAAGAGCAAUUUCUACAUUAGCCAUGUAAAGCGAGGAAAACAGUAGGGCUAAAACACGUUUUUGUUGUUUCUUUUCCUUGUUUAGCACUGACUUCAACUUAAGCUCAACUUUAACAAAGUUUCACAUGUAAAUCAACAUGUACUGUGCGAUGACUCCUUGCCAUUGUGAAUUCCAUGAACUGUAAUUGUGAGAGAGAGGCACAUCGUGGCUUGCUUUUCUUACUCUUCUAGAAUCCUUCUAGGCCAGCAUUGUUCUCACCCACAGAAAAAGCUUGCAGUGAUAGGUAGUUGAAACAGGGUGAAUGAAGUGAUCUACAGGAUUUACAGUACUUAUUCCGAUAGGACAAGACAUGGUUUAAAGAGUUAGCAUGCUGAACAGCAGUUAAUUUAGGAAAUGGGCAAUACAGUUAGCUACGGGCAAUUAAAACAGGGUUAAUCAUAUCCUCCACUAAUGCUUAGGUAAAAGGACAAGAUGUGUUGACACAUCAAGGCGAAACCCUCGUGUACUUAUAUUUACAUGCACGUUAAAAAACUCUGGGUGGUCAGAUUUAAUCCACAGAUGUUUACUAUGCCGUCCCUCAUAGCCUGGGUGUUAGGAGACAGAGAAUGCCACCAGCUGUUGUCACUCUGUUGAAACAGGGUGCUUGAAAUGCUCUGCCUGGGGAAAGAUUUUAUACUGAAUUAAAUGUGUGGAUUUUCACUUGUUGAACAGCAUGCGCAAAAUGUAGGUUGUAAGAUCUCUUUGGGGCCAGAAGAAAAUAAGCGGCUGUAACCUUUGAACUCUGACUAUUUUGGUUGCUGCAAAAUGCUCUUUUAACCGUAAGCUAGCAAAAAGCAGCAACUCUGAAGAAAAUAGGAAUUAUCACACCACAUAUGCACAGUGUUUCCAUUUGUGAAUUUUAAAAAUUUAUCAGCUUUUAUUCUCAUUGUUGUACACAAUGUUGUAAUGAUUGGUAAACUGCAGGUUUUACAGCGAGCCAAUCAGUUCAGCCUUACAUGUUGCAGUUCAGCUAAACUUUUGUCAUUCAGAGACUUACCAGCAACAGAGUCACCAGCCACUAGAGGCGUCAUUCAUUUCUCAAAAAUCGCAACUAUUCAAGUGAUAUUAUGCACCAUGCCAUUACUGGCUGAUCUUUAAGUGUAGAAACUAUGUUUGCAAUAUAUAUAAUUCAGCUAAGUGAGCUAUUAAUGGCUCUUCAUUUAGAAAGAACAUUUGUACAGUAGAGAUUGUUCUUGCUGUGUGCCAUCUAGACCAAGCAGGCUUCAUUAGGUGGCUCAGUGUAAAAGGUAGAAAUCAGCACAAGUGCUGAGAAUUAUUAUGACACUCCAAACAGAUGAACAGAGCAAGCUUUUGCAGUCAUGGCCACCAGUGUAUGUAGAUGUUUUCUUUUGUUCAAGGCAAUGGCAGCAAGAAAGCACAAAAACAUGUUGUGUCUUACAAUUAUAACACUCUGCAAACAAUGCACAUUAGGGCACAAGUACCAAAUUAUGCAAAAGUAAGAGAGCCACCUAUAAAUGACCGUUCCAGUUCAAUAGGUCACUCAGUUCUGCCCAAAUAUGGCUUAAAAGUAGCAUUGUGCGGUGCAUUUUGUUUAAUACCAUGUUUACGCACAGUAACUAGACUGUUUUCUCCAGAACGAAUCAAAAGCACUGCAUGUGGCGAUACUGGGCAUAAAAAACAGAUUUACUGAGUAAAGGGAAUGGAGGCACUUACUGUUCCUAUUGCUCUAAAAUCUAGUGUUCUAACCUAACAUUGCAAGUGGAUGAUCCACCUUUCCGGCUCAUUAUGGGUGAAAUGGGAAUUUAUUGCAUCCAAACUUGGCAAUAAUUAAACAAAAUCCACUUGUAUAACUUCACCUUUACAUGCAAUCAUAGAAGGCAAACAAGUGACUGGUUUAGACACAAGAACCAUUUAUUCCAGGCUCUGCUAUUUUUACACGUGAAAGGUGGAAGCAAGCAUUGCAUUGAUAGAAACAUGCAUAUUCUGCAUUGGAUGGGCAUUUCUUCUUGCAUCACAAUACCUGAACCUAAUUUUACGAAAAGUUGAUUCAAUUAGAACAGACCACCUAAUGAAAAGGCCAAGCACACUGGAGAACAGAACAUUGGGACCCAGUAAAUAUGUUGUGUGUAUGAAGAUGCACCAUAAGUUACACAAUACUCAUUUAUGUUAACUUUAUCUAAAAAGUAUGUGCCAUUGUUGAAUGAAAGUGUGAACACAGCACUUUAACCUGCUGUAGAAGCCUGUUUCACGAGUCAUCAUUUGCUGUGCUGAAUGCACUCAUAUCAACUUGAUCUAAAGUACCAUGCUUGAGACAGACCAUGCUUGCCUUAUGGUUAUUGUACCCCAGUUGUAAAUGACAACCAUUGCGUGCCUUUGAGGAGGCCUCUCUGUUGCCAUGUAAAGUGUGCUGGGUUAUAGCUAGCGCUGUUGUUAUACAACUGUAGUCAAGCCACACUCUUGCUCUGUAUAGAAGCGACAUUCGCUUGCAAAGUAUUUUAUUUUGAUGUAUGAACACAGUUCAGUGCAGUGAGAAGAAAAAUGAAAUGACUGUUUUGUUACAAUAUAAACACACAUGGAAGAUAGAGUUGCACAUGUACACAUCUUUUUUUUUUUUUUUUUUUUUUUGGUGCUGCACACAUUUGUUGCCAAGUACAAAACUUUGCACUGACCACAGUGAUGAUGGUCGUGGGACCAAUUGCUUGUACAUAGUAAAUGAAUAUAAUAUUUCACGCACA
This is a messenger RNA of Dermacentor andersoni, 5618 nucleotides long. RefSeq lists its product as uncharacterized. Lineage: Eukaryota; Metazoa; Arthropoda; Arachnida; Ixodida; Ixodidae. The record is from RefSeq and is a predicted model, not a curated record.